AUGUUGUGGGUUGUAGGGCAGCGGCACAAUAGCAGCGCCUCGGCCCUGGCUACUGACACCACCACACUGAGCGCUGAUAAGACUUACCUUCCGGGACAUGGAACGACUCAGAGCAGCUACAGACACAAAGAGGCAGGAAACAGACUCUUCCGCUCCGUAAACACGCGUCUCUGCUCAACACUCGGGAGCGGUGGCACGCGAGACCGCGACGGGCACCGCUCGGACCCCGACAGUCACCGCACAGACAGGCCGCACACUCUGCAUGCAUGGAGCAACAGCGUCAGGUCACUGCUGCAAAUCGAAAUCAACACAAUGGAUUACCUGGAUGUGCCCUAUUGA
Knipowitschia caucasica is the source of this 339-nucleotide messenger RNA. The record is from the annotation of a GenBank genome assembly. NCBI's taxonomy places the organism in Eukaryota, Metazoa, Chordata, Actinopteri, Gobiiformes, Gobiidae.